AUGCAGUACCGCGCCAUCACGGGCGCUCUGGUAGCUGCCGCCGUCGCCUCCGGUGCCUUCUACGCUUACAACGGCAAUCAGUCGACAACUACCAGUGCAUCUCCGCUCAGCCAGGCCGCCAGUCUCAGCACGCAGGCCGGUGUCGAGCCGACCAGGAAGGCGCUCGUUGUCGGGCAGGGCGAGCUUUACACGGGCACCAUCACGGGGACGGGCCCCAUAUCGAAAGAGACAGACGAGUACGGGCGACGCGUGGUAGAGAUGCUGGACCCUGAACAGGCCACGGCGAAGCUGCGCAAGAAUGAGGAGUCGUGGCUGGUGGGCCGUGGAGAGGGCGUCGUGCGCUACGACGUCGUUCAGAUUCCCUCGAAUUCCCCAAUUGAGGAUGACCACGCUGAGCAGAUCAUUGAGGUACCCUCCAAUCUGGCCGCGACCGACAACGGUGCUGCUGCGAGCGACUGGAUGUUCUGGGGCGUGUUCGACGGGCAUAGCGGCUGGGUCACAUCGGCGAAACUCCGCCAGACACUCAUCUCCUACGUUGCACGCGAGCUCAACACCACCUACAAGAGCGCACUCGCCGACCCUGCUCAGCGCAUUCCAACCCCUGAGUCGAUCGACAAGGCUAUCAAGAGCGGCUUUGUGCUUCUCGACAACGAAAUUGUGCACGAGUCCGUGAAGAAGGUCAAGCAGGCCAAGUCAAAGAUCGCUGCCGCCGAAUUGCUCGCCCCUGCUCUCUCUGGUUCCUGCGCUCUACUCUCUUUCUACGACAGCCGGUCCAAGCUUCUCCGUGUGGCGUGCACGGGCGACUCUCGCGCUGUGCUUGGGCGCAGGGGUGCCAAUGGCAAAUGGACCGCGACUCCCCUGUCCGAAGACCAGACUGGCGGCACCACCAGUGAGAUGGAGCGCCUACGCAAGGAGCACCCCGGCGAGCCCAACGUCGUCAGGAACGGUCGCAUUCUUGGUGGUCUGGAGCCCUCCCGUGCCUUUGGUGAUGCGUCGUACAAAUGGUCUCUCGAGACUAACGCUGAGCUGAAGAAGUCCUACUUUGCACGUUCACCAUCGUCUCUCUUAAAGACUCCUCCUUACGUCACUGCUGAGCCCAUCAUUACCACCACCAAGGUUGAGCCUGAGAAAGGCGACUUUGUUGUCAUGGCCACUGAUGGAUUGUGGGAAAUGCUCACCAAUGAGGAGGUCGUAGGUCUCGUCGGCCAGUGGCUCGAUACCCAAGGCAGCAUUAACGGCGGAAAUGCGCAGACACAAUCAUGGUUAAAGAGUUGGUGGUCUUCUGAGAAGCUAUUGCCCAUCGACCAGAAAGACAACGGUGCCGGUGCGGGACAACGUGCGCCUAUUCGCCAGCAACAAUGGGGCACCAAGACCAACUUGAACGAGCGCUUUGUCGUCGAAGACAAGAACGCUGCAACCCAUCUUGUGCGCAACGCCCUUGGUGGUAAGGACCAGGACCAGUUGAGUGCUCUGCUCACCUUACCCAGUCCUUUCUCGCGACGCUACAGGGACGAUCUGACGGUCGAGGUCAUAUUCUUCGGGGAAAGUGCAGCUAAUGGCACUGUCACGUUGAACAAGGAAGCUAGCGCUUCAGCUUCUGAACCAAAAGCAAAGCUAUGA
Messenger RNA from Boeremia exigua, 1620 nucleotides. RefSeq names its product phosphatase 2C-like domain-containing protein. Gene Ontology annotation, molecular function: protein serine/threonine phosphatase activity. Lineage: Eukaryota; Fungi; Ascomycota; Dothideomycetes; Pleosporales; Didymellaceae. The record is from RefSeq and is a predicted model, not a curated record. Bases 1 to 1620 code for a protein of 539 amino acids. Gene Ontology annotation, biological process: protein dephosphorylation. The transcript is spliced from 4 exons.